Molecule: messenger RNA, 1652 nt
Organism: Blepharisma stoltei
Lineage: Eukaryota; Ciliophora; Heterotrichea; Heterotrichida; Blepharismidae
Source: the annotation of a GenBank genome assembly
AUGUCAAGAGAUAAAAUAGGACUACAGAUAAGAACUGAAUUAUUUGAUCAUGGCGUUUUUCCUUGUCCACAGCGUCUUAAUCAAAGCUCAAUCGUAAAUCUUGUUAAAUCCCUUUAUCUUUCAGCAUCCCACGAUGGAAAAAUUACUAUUUCUCAAUGAGCUGAAGCUGCAAUUAAGCAGCUUUCUCUUACUCUUCAAGAAGCAGAAAUCUACUUCGAACUCUUUAGAAGUUUAGCCUACGAGCGUAAGCCCCAGCAGCCAAUAAUCGAUAUAAAGCCAUUUGCAAUAUUUUUAAUAUUACAGCUUUAUAGCACUGCUACAACAAGAAUCAGCUUAGAAAAUGCUUCAAGUCUCACUUCUAAAUUCAACAGUGACGGUCCAGGCUUCUCUGCCUCAGGCACUUAUCCAAGUCCAGCUUCCUCUCCUCGAGCUAAAGCAGUUAGAGGCUUUUUAUUCAGUCAGCCUGCUUCAGAUUUUCAAAUGAGCCAUCAAUUUGUAUAUUUAAUUAUAAUGAAAGUUCAGACUCAUUAUUAUUUUAUAAUUUAUAUAAAAAAGUCUAUUAAAUUAGGUAUAAAAAGCAACUUGAAAUUAUUGAUGAAAGUUAUUAGCGCAGAUUUACAAGCAGCUGAGGUUGCUUUAACUUCAACUGAAUUCAACUCAUUAGGAUUUUUAUGUAUCCCUACAACUGGCACUCCUGAAGUCCCUAUAAGCAGAAUGGUUCCUUUUUACCAAACCAAACCACAAACAGCAAGGGUUCAUUCUGAUGAUCUUUCAGAAUGGAUCAACAGAAAACUUGUGUGCGUUACUAAUGAAUCAGUAGCUGAAAGGCCUGGAGUUCUUUUAUUGACUGGGCUUAACCGAAGUGUAGUUAUUAAAGGACAAAAUGAGUGCCAAGGAAAAGAUAUAAGGCUUUCUAAUUGUGAAGAAAGCUACGUGUAUUCAUUUUUAAUUUAAUUUACCUACAGAAAAAUUAUUUAAAAAUAUGGAAAAUUUAAGGAAAACAGCUAUAUAUAAAUACAGCCGUAAAACAAAUAUCAAUGAUCAACUGUCGAGAAGUGACGCUAUAUGUGGCUGCUGUUUCUAAGGUAGCGACUAUGGAUAAAUGCGAACUAUGCACAAUAGCAUUGGCAUCAAAUAUGCUGAGGGUUGGAAACUCAGUGGACUGCACAGUUUAUACUUAUUCUCCUUUUCCUCCAGUUUUAUAUGGAGAUAAUAGGGGGAUUACAUUAGGCCCUUUUAAUGUGUAUUAUCCUGAAGUUAUCAGAAUGUUAGAAGCCGCAGAAAUUCCUAACAGCAGCAUAAACCCAAAAUGCAUUCACAACUGGUCAGCACCUAUAGAAAUGAAUUCAGAACAGUCAGGACACUGUUUCACAUUAUUGCAGCCAAAAGACUUUUUUAAGCUUGUACUCCCAAGCCAAUUCGGUGCUCAAAAUCCUGUCCUUCAGCUAACCCCAGAAGAAUUUGUAAGCGCUAUAAGGAUCCGCGAAGAAUAUUUCGCAAGUAUCCAAGGCGCCAUUGCAAAAGCAGGUUUAAACGAAGAACAAGAGAGAAGGCUGCAUUUAUCAAUCCAAGGAUACUUCCGGGAGUGGCUUGUGUCUUCUGGACACGUUAAAGGUCCUUUAGAAUUAGUAAGAAUGAUUGAUCAAGAAUAA